This is a messenger RNA of Sphaeramia orbicularis (orbiculate cardinalfish), 2743 nucleotides long. RefSeq names its product gametogenetin binding protein 2 (gene ggnbp2). The record is from RefSeq and is a predicted model, not a curated record. Gene Ontology annotation, cellular component: cytoplasm; nucleus. The transcript has 14 exons. Lineage: Eukaryota; Metazoa; Chordata; Actinopteri; Kurtiformes; Apogonidae. Bases 180 to 2252 code for a protein of 690 amino acids.
CCUGGAGGCGUGGCCUCCUCCGGUCGCUCUACGUGUUGCUACGUCCCGAGGCCAAAGGUCAGAAUAGUGAUGAAGAUUCCGCCACCGCCGCCGAUUCACUGUCGCACUUCUUUAGUUUUGUUUUAAUCGGAUAUUUCAGACGCAGGAGAUCUGAUCCACAACCGAAACUGGAAGGAGUCAUGGCUCAGCUGGUCGCGGUCUGCAGGGAGGGGGAGGAGGAUUACCCGUUCCUCGUCAGACAGAUCCCCCUGUACAUCGACGACACUUUAACGAUGGUGAUGGAGUUUCCUGAUAGUGUUGUAGAUGUUGACAACCAGGACGUCAACGCCUCCCACUGGAAACAGUUCUCUGAGUAUCACUCCAAGUUGAAGCAGCAGGACCUGAAUGUGGCCCUGAUGGUGACGUCCAGGGAGGUGUACGCUGCCUUAUCCCAGCUGGUGCCGUGCGUCGGCUGCAGACGGAGCGUCGAACGUCUCUUUUCUCAUUUAGUGGAAUCGGGGAAUCCGGCUCUGGAGCCACUGAGCAUCAAACCCACCGGGCUGCUGUCGGUCACCAAGGCCUGUUUGGCAGACGUCAAGAAGCUCUACAGCCUCUUCUACAUCCACGGGUCAAAACUGAAUGACAUGAUCGAUGCCAUUCCAAAAAGCAAAAAGAACAAACGGUGCCAGUUACACUCCUUAGACACACACAAGCCCAAACCUCUGGGUGGGAGCUGGAUGGAUGUGUGGGAGCUGAUGUCACAGGAGUGCAGAGACGAGGUGGUCCUUAUCGACAGCGCCUGUCUCCUGGAGACGCUGGAGACGUACCUGCGAAAACACAGGUUUUGCACGGACUGUAAGAAUAAAGUGCUGAGGGCGUACAACAUCCUGGUGGGGGAGUUGGACUGCACUAAAGAGAAGGGCUACUGCGCCGCCUUGUACGAAGGCCUGUGCUGUUGUCCACAUGAACGCCACAUACACGUCUGCUGUGAAACCGACUUCAUCGCUCACCUUCUGGGCAGAGCAGAGCCAGAGUUCGCAGGAGGUUAUGAACGGCGAGAACGUCACGCCAAAACCAUGGACAUCGCCCAGGAGGAGGUCCUGACCUGUCUGGGGAUUCACCUGUACGAACGUCUGCACCGGAUCUGGCAGAAGCUCCGAGCAGAGGAGCAGACCUGGCAGAUCCUCUUCCACCUGGGCGUAGACGCGCUCCGGAAAAGCUUCGAGAUGGCGGUGGAGAAAAUGCAGGGGAUCAGCCGGCUGGAGCAGUUUGUGGAGGAGUUGUCUGAGGAGGAGAGAGCCAAAGAGCUGAAACAGGAGAAGAAGAGGCAGAAGAAGAAGAACCGACGCAAAAACAAGUGUGGCUACGAUGUGUCCGAGCAGGAGGCGCAAGAAAAGGACCAGGACCAGGACCAGGCCCAGGGGCCUCUGGAGUCCGUGGGGUCCGGCUGUAAGGCCUGUGGAGGCCAUGACGAGGAGGAGCCCAGCUGUGAAGAGCGAAUCGCUGCCAGUGAAACCUCGUCCUGCCGUUGCCCAGAUGACACCAAACCAGAUUUAUCUCCUCACAGCAAUGGCAGUGACUGCGGCUACUCAUCGAGCAUGGAGGGCAGCGAGACGGGGUCCGGAGAAGGGUCAGACAUCGCCUGCUCUGAGGGAAUCUGUAACCAUGACGACGCAGGCGGCAGCGCUCAUCCCCAUCACUGUGCAGACGAUAAGGAGGAGGACGGGACCGACAGCUGCGUGGACUGUUGGACUCACUCAGAACCCAACACUCAGUGUAAGAGUAAAAAGAAGAAGAGGAAGGGCAAAGGCUUGUGCACAGACCAGGGCCCAAAGGCGGAAGGCUGCACAUCAGACGGGGCGUCGCCUCCGGGCCUCAGUCGACCUCUGCUGCAUCCGUGUCGAACCAAAGAACUCUUCUCCUCCUUGUGCGGAGACGCAUUCACGAACGUGGCCCUCCGGUUACCGUGGGCAACGCAUCAGGACAACCUCAACUUCGGCGCCAGGCCCCCGGACGCCAAAAUAAGUCUGGAGGAACUUCUGGAUGACUCUGAGGCAAUGUCGGACGAGGAGAACUGUUUGACCCAGGAUGAGAUCCAGGCCUUUAUAGACCGGAACCAGUCCUUUUACGACAACCGCCACCGGUACCGACAGCACCUGAAGGAGAAGUUCACCGACUACUGCCGCGCCACUGAGACCACCACGCCCUCCUGCAGCCAGCGGAGGGUGCCCGUCUGCAGUGGCAAGUGGUUCGCCACCGCCAGCGUCAACUAGACACAGCGACGCCAUUGUCUGGAAACACAAAAAAGAAAAGAAAAAAGAUAAAUCUGAAGUACAGUCGCUGUCUCGUUGAAUCAUUUCUCCUAAAAGUAAAUGUGAUUCUCACUUUUCGGUCAUUUUUUGUUCUCUUUUGCACUUGUACACAACACGUUUCCACGUUAUUUGCGUCUCACAUGGAACCGUUGGACCAUGCCUCCGGCCGUCUGUCGGUUCAUGGGUAGAAUCACGGUGGAGUCAGUAAUCGCGCUUUGCAAACUGUGACUUUAGGGAUAUGUUUAGGAGUCUUAUUUUUGUCUUUUUUUAUUUAGGUUCUUUCGGUGAUACUUCAGUGUAGUGGUAAAGGUUGUUCUGAUAAAUGUACAGAAAUUCUAAAUAUAAAGAUUUUACAGAGAAUAAACAUCCAUUUGUAACAGGGACUUGGGUGUGAUGUUAAGAGCGCAAUGUGCAAAUUUUACUAAAUAAAGAAUAUUUAUUAAUAUGCAUCA